AUAUUGGGAAGUUAGUAUAAACGCUGGAGUAGAAGCACUGGGAAAAAAAGCUAGAACCGGAGAAGGGGAAGAAAAUGUCCAGAGCACACUGUUUGGUGUUAGCCUACCCAGCCCAAGGCCACAUAAACCCCAUGCUCCAAUUCUCCAAGCGCCUGGAACACAAAGGACUCCAAGUAACACUUGUUACCACUCGAGCCAUUUCUAAUACCAUACACAAAGCACCAUCAUCUUCUUCUUCUUCUUCCAUUGCACUGGAGACCAUAUCAGAUGGCUAUGAUGAAGGUGGUAUAAUCCAUGCAGAGAAUAUCCAGGCCUACUUCGAUCGAUUUUGGGAGGUUGGCCCCAAGUCCCUUGUCAAUCUUGUUGAAAGGUUAAACAGUUCAGGCUCAGGGAGCUCUGUUGAUUGUAUAAUAUACGAUGCAUUUAUGCCUUGGGGUCUUGAUGUAGCUAAGAAAUUUGGGUUGGUUAGUGCUGCUUUUUUCACUCAAUCUUGUGCAGUAGACAGCAUAUAUUACCAUGUCCAUAAGGAACUUAUCAAACUUCCUGUUUCCGAGUCAGAAUUAAUUCUGCUUCCAGGAUUGCCGCCACUUGAGCCUCAGGAUUUGCCUUCUUUCGUUUAUCAUCUGGGGACAUACCCUGCUUUCUUUGACAUGCUUUUGGAUCAGUACACCAAUAUCCAUAAAGCAGAUUGGAUAUUUUGCAACACAUUUUAUGAGUUGGAAAAAGAGGUGACAGAUUGGCUUGCCAAGAUCUGGCCAUUCAGAACAAUUGGACCUUCCAUACCAUCUGCAUACUUGGAUAAGCGGCUUGAAAACGACAGAGACUAUGGUUUCAGCCUAUUUAAGCCUAAAAAUGAUGUCUGCAUGGCUUGGCUAGAUGAGAAACCAAAGGGGUCAGUUGUAUAUGUGUCAUUUGGAAGCCUGAUAGAUCUAAGCAUAGAGCAAAUGCAAGAACUUGCCUGGGGAUUGAAGAGGAGCAAGAGUUAUUUUUUGUGGGUUGUCAGGGAAACAGAAGAAGCCAAACUCCCAGAAAAUUUCCAGGAGGAAACUUCCAAGAAAGGCUUGGUUGUGACAUGGUGUUCACAGUUAGAGGUAUUAGCACAUGAAUCAGUGGGUUGCUUUCUCACACACUGCGGAUGGAAUUCUAGCCUGGAGGCUUUGAGCUUGGGAGUCCCAAUGGUAGCAAUGCCACAAAGGACAGACCAGAGUACCAAUGCCAAGUACAUUAUGGAUGUCUGGAAAAUGGGACUUAAGACUCCAGUGGAUGAGAAAGGGAUUGCUAGAUGGAAAUCUAUACAAUGUUGCAUAGAGGAAAUAAUGGAGGGAGAGAAAGGGAAAGAAAUAAAAAGAAAUGCAUCCAAAUGGAGGGAACUGUCCAAUCAAGCAGUGGAUGAAGGUGGAAGUUCUGAUAAAAAUAUUGAUGAGUUUGUAAUGAGAUUUUCUUUUAGAAGAAUGCUUUAGGAUGCGUUUGUCCUUUUUUUAAUAUAAUAUUUAAAUUUAGAGAUUAUCUUAUAAGAAUGAAACAUUUUGAUAUAA
Molecule: messenger RNA, 1535 nt
Organism: Manihot esculenta (cassava)
Lineage: Eukaryota; Viridiplantae; Streptophyta; Magnoliopsida; Malpighiales; Euphorbiaceae
Product: mogroside IE synthase
Exons: 2
Coding region: 75-1460 (461 amino acids)
Molecular function (GO): UDP-glycosyltransferase activity
Source: RefSeq, a predicted model, not a curated record